Daucus carota subsp. sativus is the source of this 1818-nucleotide messenger RNA. RefSeq names its product serine carboxypeptidase-like 34. Gene Ontology annotation, cellular component: vacuole. The coding region runs from base 229 to 1698 and encodes 489 amino acids. The transcript has 10 exons. NCBI's taxonomy places the organism in Eukaryota, Viridiplantae, Streptophyta, Magnoliopsida, Apiales, Apiaceae. The record is from RefSeq and is a predicted model, not a curated record. Gene Ontology annotation, molecular function: serine-type carboxypeptidase activity. Gene Ontology annotation, biological process: proteolysis.
CAUUUACUCUAAGCAACAAAUUUACAUAAAUAAAUAAGUAUAAAGGUUCUUAUCACAACAAGUUUAUUGCUGUACAUGCAAAUAUUAUAAUUUAUGAACAUUUAUUUAUGUAAAGUGCAUUAUUAAUUUUGUACAGAUGAUUCUUAUCUGUCAGUCUUUUACUAUAUAUAGAGAUGCACACUAGAAAACACAAGACCAGAAGGUUUGGAGAAGCAGAGAGACUUUAAUAUGGCUGUCUCUAAGUUUAUGAAUAGUUUUAAUAUUAAUAUUGUUGUUGUUUUUCUUGUGGUGGUUGUUUUGGAUGGAGUUGUUUUGGCUAGGCAUCAGCCUAGUGAGGUGAGCUAUGAGGAGGCCAAGGCUCAGCAAGGGGCAGACCGGAUUGGGAAGCUUCCGGGGCAGCCUGAGGUGAGUUUCAAGCAGUAUUCAGGGUAUGUGACGGUUAAUGAAAGCCAUGGAAGGGCAUUGUUUUAUUGGUUUUUUGAAGCAACUGAGGCUCCUGAGAAGAAGCCUCUUCUUCUUUGGCUCAAUGGAGGGCCUGGAUGUUCUUCGAUAGGGUAUGGAGAAGCAGAGGAGUUGGGUCCUUUUCUCACACAGAAAGGCAAACCAGAGCUUAGCUUCAACAAGCACUCAUGGAAUAAAGAGGCAAAUUUGUUGUUCCUAGAAUCCCCUGUUGGAGUCGGAUUUUCUUACACGAAUACCAGCAGUGAUAUCAGCAAUCUUGGUGAUACAAUUACAGCCAAGGACUCGUAUAUAUUUCUAGUGAACUGGUUUAAGAGGUUCCCUCAGUUCAAGUCCCAUGACUUCUACAUUGCUGGAGAGAGUUAUGCAGGUCACUAUGUUCCUCAACUUUCUGAAGUCAUUUUUGAUAGUAAUAAGCAUGUCUCGAAGGAAGAAUAUAUAAAUUUCAAGGGAUUUAUGAUUGGGAAUGCAUUGUUGGAUGACGAAACUGAUCAGAAAGGAAUGAUUGAUUAUGCAUGGGAUCAUGCUGUAAUAUCUGAUCACCUUUACGACGAACUUAAGCUUGAGUGCAACUUCAGUGAACGUAAUCAAACAGAUGCCUGUGGCGAUGCCCUUGAUAAAUAUUACAAUGUUUACAAGAUCAUAGACAUGUAUAGCUUGUACACACCUUCGUGCUUUGAUAACAACGGAACCAGCAUCAGUAGGCAGCUGCCAAAGAUCCAUGGCAUUGCCCCUCAUUUGUUCUCCAAACAUGAUGGAUGGCACAAGAAACCAGCUGGUUAUGACCCUUGCUUAUCAGAGUAUACAGAAGUGUAUCUGAACAGAGCUGAUGUGCAGAAAGCACUUCAUGCAAAUGUCACAAAAAUAUCAUAUCCUUGGACUCACUGCAGUGAUGCUAUAUCAUUUUGGGAAGAUGCGCCAUCUUCUGUGCUACCAGUUAUCCGAAAGCUUGUGAAUGGUGGCCUUCGUGUAUGGAUAUUUAGUGGAGAUACUGAUGGAAGAAUACCAGUAACAGCAACAAGGUUAACACUGAAGAAGUUAGGACUCAAGACUGUUAAAGAUUGGACUCCUUGGUACAGCAAUCAACAAGUUGGUGGAUGGACAAUAGAGUAUGAAGGGCUGAUGUUUGUUACUGUAAGAGGAGCUGGACAUCAAGUUCCAACCUUUAAGCCCAAAGAAGCCCUUCAACUAGUCAGGCAUUUUUUGGCCGAUAAGAAGUUGCCAAUCACUCCAUAUUAAAACUUUGAAUCCUUCUUCUAACAGAAAGGGAAGAAGAAGAAGAAAAUAGAGUCCAUUAUAUAACUUAUUGAAUGUAAUUUAACAUUUUUAUUACAGAGUAUAAUAGAUCUUCCUCUGCAA